UGGGGGGGAUCACAUGUCCACACUGGCAAAUAUCUGCUGAAAACAGCAGGAGUUUCACAUCCACUGUGUGUUGGUGAGUGUUUGCGCAUGCUCCAGCUCUCACUGUGUUGGGUGUGUAACACCAUAAAUACCCUUGUCGGGUGCGAAGAACCUUUUGUGCAAGUGCCACUGGUGGAAUUCAUGUGUGUGUGGAAACUACAAGAUGAAGGUCUUACUGUACGUGUGUUUCAUCUUGUUUGUUACCGAUAAGGCAACUGGACAGUCACAAGACACCAUCUGUAAUGGUGUUGAUGACUUUGACGAAUGUCUGAAUGAGGUGGCGAACUGUGAUGUGAAAAUUAGCAGAUGUACCUGUUUCAAUGGACAACCAUUCUGUGCAACAGUCAAAAAGUGAAGAAGUGAUGACACCCAAGACAGCCUCUAAAGAGCAGGACUUGUUCCCUGGCAUUUCUUUUGCUUCUGAUAUGAAUGGUCGGCCUCCCCCUAACAUGAGACCUGUACAACAAGGUCAUAUUCCCAUGACAGCCAUGCCUAACCAUCCCAUAUCAAGUGGGAUGCGUGAUCCUCAAAUGGGAGGUCCUGCUCGGCCCUAUAGUGUAUCCAGUGGUCUGCGCCCGUCUGUUGACAGCAUGCCUGAUGGACGACCUCGUGAGCCAAACAGCAUGUACACCGGGAUGCGUGACCCUCCUAUGGGAGGUCCUGUGCAGCCCUACAGCAAUGGCGCAGUUCGGGGUCAGAUUGUUAGCAACCCUUAUGCUAGAGAUUCACCCAGCCGAAACCCCUAUGAAGAGCACAGUCCUUCUGCAGACCACCACAGUGAUUACAGACCACGUGCCCCUUCAAACACAUAUGAUGAACUGAAACACAACCAGCCCUAUUCCCCUGCUCCACUCUACGGUUCCUCUGAGCAUGGAAACCUCCGCAAUGGAUUUCCACGACCCCAAUUAAGUCUACGAUACUAGAUA
Messenger RNA from Cyprinus carpio (common carp), 965 nucleotides. RefSeq lists its product as uncharacterized. The transcript is spliced from 10 exons. The coding region runs from base 360 to 962 and encodes 200 amino acids. Lineage: Eukaryota; Metazoa; Chordata; Actinopteri; Cypriniformes; Cyprinidae. The record is from RefSeq and is a predicted model, not a curated record.